Ectocarpus siliculosus is the source of this 2863-nucleotide messenger RNA. Lineage: Eukaryota; Phaeophyceae; Ectocarpales; Ectocarpaceae. The record is from the annotation of a GenBank genome assembly.
GCGGCUGCUGUUGGCUUGUCCGGGUCGUGUUCUAAAUCGCUGUCUCCACGUUGAAGUACUACAUGGACCGCAGCCUGCAGUCAGGGCUCGAGAAGCGCACCCGCGUGGGCGCGUGGCAGUCUCGGGUAUACCGCCUGGAGAGAGGUUAUUUGAGCGCCUGGCCAGACGCGGUCAGUGUUGCAGCGAAGCAAGACCCGACCCGCACGGAAUGUCUUUUUCUAGACAACCAGGUCGCCGUACUCACGGACCAAGGCGACAAGAGGUUCAAGCUAGAUUUUCCCUGGGAUGGCUCGAAGACCCUUCAACUUCGCUCCAGCAAUUCCGCGAUGAAACAGGCAUGGGUAGACCUCCUGCGGGCGACGCUCGAUGAAGCCGGGUCCCAGAUAAGGGCCAUCGGCUCUGUAUUUGCGUAUGGCGGCGCUGCACAGCACGCGAAAGAUGAAGCUUACGAGGAAGCCACCUACCUCAAAACCAACCGCUUUUUGGCUGCCUACGUGGUCGACGAACAGAGCAGAGCGUCUUACAUCAACGACCUCCUCAAUGACGGGUUCCACCAUGUAGGUGACCGCGCUGGCAGCGAACGAGACGCGCAUAAUGCUUGCGCUGGGUCCCGCUCGGCCAUCGCGGAAUUAUUGGCAUUGACGGAAGACUUCAUGAAGGAGAUGCGAGGCGUCGAAGAACUGCGACGGGGGACACAAGGCAGUGAGACAUCAGAGGGGCAGCUGGAUGGUGCCGUGACAGCCCCAAAGAUCGAACGUUUUUGUGAAGAGUACAUGUCCCUUGUGGGGCGCACCAUCUCGAGCAGGCUUAUGUUGGAGUUAUCGCCCUUCAUGGAGACCUCAGUUGCGGGGUCGUCGUCCGCCCCCACGGAGUCUACGCGGGCAGAGCUCGUCGGAACGAGGCGAAGACUCGAUGAGGCAUACGCAGCGACUGAGCAAGUGGUGAUCCUGGGGACCAGGGCUUGGUUCGUGGAUAUUCGCGAAUAUUUCCUGGACUGCGCGGGCCUCGAAAUUGCGUCGUCGAGACCACCGACACCUCCGCCCGAGGUCGCGACUCAAACGGCCGCGUUCAGUCCACCUUCAGCGGCACCUGCAAGCGCCCCCAUGUCACUUUCAGCUGGAGCAGAAGCACAGUCACGAACAACGCCGUCAGCGGGGUCUGCGAGGCGGCCGUCUGCGAAAGCGUUGCUGCAAGUAUCGAACGCCUUUGCCGUCGCAAAGGCCGCAACCAAGGACGGGGCCACAAAGAUUGGCACUAGUUGGAACGCCACCGGGCGAAGUACCGGUAAGGCCAAAAACUCUGCUAGUGAUGCGGAUGGUGCUCCUGUAAGAGGUGGCUCCCCGGCAGAUCAAGCCGGGGCCGGUGGAAAGGUGAACUCCACGCGAGGAGUCUCGAUGUCGAUUCCGGGUGUUUUCAAGCGAGCGUCUCGUACGGGUAGCGAAAUGGAGGAACGGAGUGAUCUGGGCAAACCAGCAGAUGGGCGAACACCGGUAACGAUGUCCCCUCGAGGCAGUGGUGGGCCGACUUCGGUAGCCGGGAAUCAAGCGGUCCAGUCGAGCGAUGCUGAGGUUGGUGUGGUCAUGGAAGGACGUGGUGGAAAGCCGGUGAGUCCGGCAGAGACGGAAGAGCAGCAGAGAUCAGACUUGUUCGGAGGAUCGUCUCGAAGUCCCAGCGCAUCUCCGCGUGCCCAUGGAGGGAAAAACUCGCCCGUCCGUCGAGGCAAGACGGAAUCUGUGUUAAAUGCGUCCUCUGCUUCCACUGCAGUGCCGCCGUCUGCAAGCGAGCAUGUUCUAAGUGCACUCGUAAACCCUGACAGCACCACCACAAGCGCAUCAUCACUGCCUGCGACUACUGGGUCGGGGGCUAGAAAGGAGAAGAGAGCCUUUGCUGGGGGGCUUUGGGGAGGUGGCGGAGGCUUCUCUAGUGGGGGUGCCUCUGCUGCGGGAAACAUGAAAACGGACUCAAGGGAUGGAUCAACGAUGGUCAAUACCACAGUAGCCGAUGAAGGCCAACUGAAGUCUGUUCCUGCUGCUAUACCGAAGUCUAAACCAUCGGGGGGCAAGAGAAGAUUCGCGGGCGGAGUGUUCUCGGGCCCGCCUCAGCCGCCGUCCCAGCUAAACGCCGCACCUUCCGACGGGGUCCAAGGCGAGAACCCGUUCGCGGGCGCCAGCGACGCUACGACCAUGCGAAGAGAAGGAACUGGUGCCACCCACAAGUCUGUGGUCGGUGCGAACGAAACCGUUUCAUCUUCGAUUCGUCGCGAGGAAUUGCCGAAACCGCCGCGAGAGGUGGAGGAGCCCUUGCCAGCCUGGGCGACAGAAGCCGGCGCGAACGAAAGCGUCCCCGAUUGGGCAGCGAAUUCAUCCAUGGAUAAACCCUCUAAACCGCCCAGUGGCUACGGGCUAGCUCCUCCUUCCCGGCCAGAACAGGGACAUCAACUAGCAGCCGACAAGAGCCCGUUCAUGCAGAGAGAACCAGACGCCCCUCCUAAGAGGAGACCCAGCCAGAGGCGACCGGGGGAAACCGGGUCCCGCAGGGCGUUCGGGGGCGGUGAACGUCUAUUUUGACACCAGGAAUAUAUCGUCGGGGCGUAAAUUGCGAGAGGAGUAGCUUCCGGGUCAGAGAGUGCCAAUGUGUUAAGCUGAACAGGGUAUUUACGACGUAGUUGGACGCACUCCCAAACCUGGGUAGAUCGUUCUGUGUGUGCGGUUGAUGUAGCGUGUAGGAGCAAGGUAGUAGUCUCAAGACAUAUAUCUGGUUCUGAACAUGUGCCGCAGACGCGGCUCGGGCAACGAGUCCUAUGAAGUCUUUUUUGUGUUCAUGACAAGGUAGAUGUGGCUACGAAUGAACUUAGGUGACCCGG